Messenger RNA from Panicum virgatum (switchgrass), 456 nucleotides. Its product is annotated as BTB/POZ and MATH domain-containing protein 2-like. The record is from RefSeq and is a predicted model, not a curated record. Bases 1 to 456 code for a protein of 151 amino acids. The transcript has a single exon. NCBI's taxonomy places the organism in Eukaryota, Viridiplantae, Streptophyta, Magnoliopsida, Poales, Poaceae. Gene Ontology annotation, biological process: protein ubiquitination.
AUGUACACCGACUCGCUGCCGGCGACGGUGAUGAACGCGAGGGAAGAGGCCGCCGUGAUAGCCCAGGAUCUGAUCGUGGCGGCUGACCGGUACAAUCUCAAGGACCUGAAGCCGGUCACUGAGAACAAGCUGUGCAAGCACAGCUUCAGCGCAAGCACGGUGCUGCCGAUGCUGCUGGUAGCCGAGCACCACCAGUGCUGGAAGCUCAAGGACAAGUGCCUGGUGUUCAUCGCUGCUGGGAGGAACACGAGAGCGAUCAUGGCGACGGAUGACGUCGAGCAUCUGGCGAGGCGUUGUCCCUCUGCUGUCAAGGAAGUGCUCACCAAGAUUCUGGACGCAAGGGAGGCGACGCCAAGCAACCCUCUGAUGGUCAGCGUAGAUGCCUCCUUCUACAUUUAUGCAUUGAUUUUCAUGGUGCCCUUGGGCUUAUGUGUUCUUCGUGUGUUAUUCCGUUAA